AUGGCUAUGUUUUCUAAAUUCUGCAAUUCGGUCUCUGCCAAGUAACCAGAUAUGUGUUAACCCAUCAAAGCACCUUUUUAUUUCCGGUACAUUGUUUGGAGCACGAAAAAUUUGUCUCCGGACAAGGAUCAAGGAGUUAAAGUAAAGUCUCUGGAAACACCUCAGAAAUGUACGUUUAAAGGAGUUCGUCGGUGCAGCUCUUCGCCAAAUCUAGCGGAAUCGAAGUGAAGUGCGGGACCGCAUCGAAUAACACCAUAAUCUCCUCACAUAUAAUGUUGACACUGUUUUAUUUGUCUAGAAACUCGUUUCAAUCCUGAAUGGAUUUCUCGUAAUUCUUCGUAAGAGGAUGUAGUUGGCGAAAUAGCCACUUCGAUAUCUUAUAGUUGUGUGAACUGAUUAGGGAGACCAUUGGUCGCAACGGAAUAUAAGUUUUAUGAAGUUUGGGAAGGCCAAACAUCUUGGCAAUUGCUUGUUUAUCCUGUUUUAAAUACUUGGCAAGAACCAUCGAGAGUAAUUUCCUUUCUGUAGGGCGUUUCAUUGUUUUUUCAAUACAUGAGGUCUGUGAGUUGGUGGGGUCGGCAGCUAGAGAUUCGUAUGUUAAAUCAUCUUUUAAGAGUGACAUCAUAUUUUCUGUGUUGUCUGUUUUGUUCAAAAUAGUGGUGGCAUCUCCUUUGUCGGCAGGAUUCCAAUCAUUUAACCCGACCCUUGCGAUGAUAAAAACUCUGUUUAGUCACUACCGAGAACUUUUCCCAAAAGAAGUUCACUAUCCUCUGGAAGAAAUUUCCAACCCGCUUGCCUGGGCUUUUAUCAGAAAGCCCUGUUGAUCACAUAUCGGUGGGACUUUAAGAUUAUUAUUUAAGACACUAUUUGGCGGAUUUAAUAUAUACGGACAGUACGUCUUUUCUUCAAGAUCAACUUCACAUAGGAACCGGUACUUAGUCCAAGGAGCCCAGGUCUUACGUCCAGCUCUUUCAGUAAAGUUUAACAAAGUUGUAUUGUCGCCUUCUCACAUCUGGCUUGAACACUUUCCUUUCAGGGUGUCCAAGGCUCUCCUGGCUAUCCGGGCGUUCAUGGAUUUAUGGUGAGUAACUACGGUCGCCGUUUUAUUUCGAGUGCCACUAGCAAACUAACUUUAAAGUAUAUCAAUGUGAUCCUCCGCUUCUUCGAGUACUUAUUAGUUUCCUUAAGACUAGAGCGAUUUUCCCAAGCCUCAAAAAGUGAUAUGUGAGUCUGUGCUGGGUAUUAUUAGGUGACAUAAAUCAACCAAUGAAAAUUCAGAGCGUGCCCCGAAAGUGCGCAAAUACGACAUAACAUACAAAAGUCGUUGAAGCGAAAAUGCCGGUUUGCCUCAAAGCCUAUAGACAGACCACUGCCUUAGACGUCCCCCCACACUUGCCUGUCUACCUCUGACAGCUGAAACUGACCUCCAAACUGUUGUCUGAAGUGGCGCCUGUUUGUAGUUUGAAAACUGGCUGAUACUCGCUGAUGACAAAAGAUUAUCGUAGGCUCAUUUCCCCGCGUGGAUCGUUGCUCAGAAAUGUGCGAAUAUCAACCAGAGAUUCCAACUGACUUGGCAACUACGAUUUUUUGCUUCGUGGCCGGCCUGACAUUUUUCGUGAACUACUUAUUAUUUAGGGACUGAAUAAGAUGACCGCAUUCAUUUGUGGGAGGCUAAAAAGAUAUUCGAUGGGAAAUGUCAAUAAUAAAAGUCUACGAAAUGCACUCUCUGUCGCAGUUGUCAAUUAGGCUACUUGGAAAGGUAAGCUGCGUAGUUUAAUUUAUAGUUCCCGCAUGUGAUUGAUAAUCAGGGUGGUUUUAUGCAAUUAUGACAGCGGUUUCUGCUGUGCACUAAAAAUUUGAUUCUCAUCUCAUGGGUGUGUUGUUUUUUGAAAAUUCUAGGGACACCCGGGAUUAAGGGGUCCGAAGGGUGCAAAGGGAGCCACAGGGUGUCCGGGCCUGAGGGUAAGUUCUUCAAAUUUUGAUGCACACUCCAAAUGACUGCCGGAAGUGAGCUGACCUCUAUAUCGUGGUGAAAUUGACUACUGUUCAGUCUUUGCGAAUGCAAAUCCCCAUGCCCUUCUGGUGUUUGACAUAGCUUAAUCGGUAGGGUUCUUUGAAAUUACCAUGAGGCGGAAUCCUGGGAGAAACGUGACAUCGGCUGGAUGUUUUUACAGACAUGAACAGUUGUUGUGUAGUAUUUAUUGUCUACAGAGUGCUAGACUGCAAAACAUCCGUAACCAAAUGCUUCAUCUGCAUAUAACCUUGUGCAGGCAUCACAUAAACCAUGAUCAUCUCGCAUUCCCAUGAGAUACCCCUAAGUUGCCUAUAAAGUUGUCCUCAGGAAGGCAAAGACCCCAUUAAAAGCAUCCGACUAUUAACCGGAAAAGCCUGAGUAUGGAACUAGAAUCUAGUAUAAGUGUCCCGAUUCAGAAGAUAUCAAGAUUACGCAUAUGCCGCGUAUGGUCAGGUACACUCAAAAAACCGGGAGAUAUUGUAGAUUUAACUGCGCUUUUGGCUGGACAGUUAAUCGAAUUUGUUUGAUUCGGCCUUGUUGUAAGGUUACUGUCGAACCUCCAGUAAAUACAGUUGUGGCCUCAAGACAUUUCUCUGUCGUGUUGACUGCCCCUCGAAUUCCUUGUUAAUUUUUUAACAGUUUCCACGAACUUGUUUUAAGUAAAAUAAUAUCGUAACUAAGAAGUGACUCUAACCGCUUCUCCCCCCCCCCCGCUUCCACCAAGGGUCCUGACGGAGAGCCAGGUCUUAACGGUUUUCCAGGACGUGAUGGUCAAAAAGGCGAACCGGGACCCAGCGGACCAAAAGGCGCUCCUGGUUUUGCAGAUUCUGGACCUCGGGGACAAGAUGUACGUAAAAAUAUACAAUCUCAUGGUUUUUGCAUACAGGCCUGCUUGCGAUUAUAUUAUAAUGCUAUUGAACUUGUAGUUUGUUGGCAGAAUAGUCAGACAGUAAAUAAUUAAUCAGCUGAAGAAUUUGUUUAAAUUGUUUGCUGAUUUGAUAACAAGCAUCUUGUGGAUAUGAGUCACCUGGUGACAAAGUAGCAACUAUCCAUAAGUGUACGGUUUGUACUAUAUAUAUAUAUAUAUAUCAAUCAGGAAUGGGCGCACACCGAUCUAUUGGCUUCACAAAGCAAACAAGCUCCGUAUGUGUGACAAAGAUCACGAACAGGCAACCAAUUACCAGGCCGAAGUCGGCCAAGUCAUAAUAGCAGCGAGGAGGGACGACAGAGAAUGCGGGUAGAUUGAUACAGCACUGUUUCGGGCUUAUUCUGCCUUCAUUCAGCCAAUCAUAACCCUGACCACCAGCAGCUGAGACCUCCAGCAGCAGCUGGUAGGCCUCAGUGGUGGACUGACUGCGCCAGGUGCGUCUGUGCGCAUGUUUGUGUUUCUGGUCUCAGCUGCUGGUGGUCAGGGUUGUGAUUGGCUAAAUGAAGGCAGAAUAAGCCCAAAACAGUGCUGUAUCAAUCUACCCGCAUUCUCUGUCGUCCCUCCUCGCUGAUAUAUAUAUAUAUAUAUGCAUAAUGACAACGACAAAGAUUAAGGGAAAUGGAAUGGCCUUUUCUGGCUUAUUAGUCGUCGUUAGCCAGUCAUACCCAACCCCGAAGUGUAUAAAACAUGGGGCUCGGCCCCUGGCGUGUUGUUAAGAAGUCCAAGGCAUCUUAUUACUGAGCCACGUGCUCUUAGUCAUGUCUGAUGCGAUCGGGUAUAUACACUGGUCGCGGCACCAAAGUCCAGGUGUUCUACGCCUCGGAGUUGGGUGUGACUGCCUGAUGACGGCUAAUAAGUCAGAAACUGCGACUCCAGUCCUCCUUGCCUUUGCCAGUAAUACUCUUUUGCCCAUGCUACACGCCGCUGUUCGGCUGCUGGUGGGGUUUCAGAUUGAGCCCCAAGGCACAAAGGGACGCGUGAGUUCCGUAACGCGAUCGAUGGGCGCACUCCUACCAUUUAUAUAAAUAUAGUAUAGGACGCUGGCGGUCCACUGAGAAGACCACCCCCCUCCGCAGCUGUGUCAUGCAGCAGCAGCAGCAGCAGCAGAAACGUCGGCAAAAUACGUGUCUUGGCUUUGUCGGGAGCACGGUAUAACCGAUCAGGUUAGUCCAACCCCGCCAUGGAGUUCAAUCAAGAGUCUCAAGCAUGCAGUUGAAUAGCGAAAACUAAUGCUUGCCGGUAGAGCGUUCGAAUUAACGCCGACUGACCGAAGAAUCCUGGUGCCAAUUCCAGACUCCCUAACUUGAUGUUGAUAUAAGGCUGGCUCUCAAUGGCCAAAAAGUCAUAAGUUGUCAUCCCGUUUCGGUCGCUGAGCGACUGUUUGCGGGGACACUAGCUUUAACCCCAUGGUAGAAUAGGACAAGCAAGCAAACUUCCACUUCAGUAGAAGUGACAGGAAAAUGGACUCGUGGCUAGUGACAGAGAGUUGAGUCGAAUACUGCUUAGUGACGAGAAAUCCGGGCUCAGAUCUUAAGUCCUGCACACCUUGGGGUAGUUGGCAUGGUUGCCUGACGACAGCCAAUAAGCCAGAAAUGGCCAUUCAAGUCUCCCCUGUCUUUGUCCGUAAUAACAUUUCACCUCUAUGAUGCGCCACUGUGCGGAUGCUAGUUGGACUCGAGAGAGAGAGAGCUCUAAGGUACAAUGGGUCGGGUGAGUUCCGUAAUAACGAUCGAUGCUCUUCCCUCUACCAUUUAUAUAUGCAUAUCUGCAUAUAUGCAUAUAUGCAUAUCUCUAUCAUUCGAAAUAUAUGCAUAUAUAUUUAAUACGUAGAAAUUGAUCGGGUCCCUAAAUCUCAACCUUUUAACGGCUAUUUCUGUCAAGCUGUGAAAGAUAACAACUUUUACAGUUAAAAACAGGUUGCAAUAGCUCAGCCGCAAUGCAUUUGAAAAACAAUUUCGUUAUCUAAGUCCCUUUCGUGGCAUCCCUUUUUCCAUUAUGCUGAUUCCUUAGUUUCGUUUGCCUACCUUGCGAAUAAAACUACCCGAUUUUCAGCACAAAUUAUUUCUGCCUUGAUGUUCAUCUGGAGCGAUCUCUUGAAAAAGUACAAAACCCCUUCUGAAAGUUAAAAAGUGCAAACUUGUCCACAAUGAUUGGGGCAACGUUAGUUGAUUUUGUUCUACCAACCACAUUCGGGCGAUUGCGUAAUCCUGCUUACGGCGUUUUAUAUGUUUAUUUUCGUGCAGGGUCAUUACUUUUCUAGACAGCAUUUGGUUCACUAACUGUAUAAUCAAUUCUCGGAAUACUUACACAAGCCAGCAACAGCUAAAAACUUCAUCGGAAUACGCAUUUGAAAAAAGGGGCCAAGUCUAUAUUUGGUAAUUUCGACAUUUUUGGUCCGAAAGUGUCAUGCUGGGCUGAACCUCCAAGUGCGCACGAAAAGUUACUGGCUCAUCCGUUCUAAUCUGCGACUAAUCUGUGACAUCCAACUUGUGCUAUCAGGUGCACGUGUGAAACAUCGCGGAGGAGGUAACUCACUUAGGCGGGGGAGGGGAAGGGAUCACGAUCAGUGAGAAGAGAAUUUUCACUGGUCGACAGUCUGCAAAAAAACGGGCCUCGUUCCCAACCUCAGUCCGUGUUCCUAUCCCCCUCCUCCCCUCCCGGUGCGGUUAGACCGCUGCGCUGCGCUGUGCCAGUUGGGCACACGCGUAGGCGUGUGGUCUCCGGUCACUCCAGGGUAACAGCAGCAACAGCAGUUGGGGUUGUGCAAUUACACCAAGCACCUACCUGUUGCGCCUAAGGCAACUCCAGUUGAUGCGUGUGUUUGUGUGCGAAUGGGCGCACCUACACGCCCCAGGUGCGUCAGUGCCCGCGCGCAUUCCCGCAUGCAUGCGUCGUAAACUUGCGUGCGCCUAAUUGCCCCUUCCUCUGUGGCCUCAGGGCUCCAUCGCAGCUCGAGUGUUUGUGGCUGUUGCAGAUGGCGAUGUCAGCCUGUGCACUUUAACAUUUCUGGCAUUCGCGAACACAUUAGGUUUUGGGCUCGGAGCCAACGAAUGAGGAGGUAGCAGCAUUGGCAGGUCCGGCGGUUAACUCCCAGAUGGUGUGUAUACACACGGCUGGACAACACAAGUACAACCUUAGCAUCAAUCCUAUCGGACUUUUCGAUCCACACACCCACAGGCUUUGCAUGUGCUUGUGUGUGGAUAGGUGGGGGGGACUUGCUUUGCUACGCUUUCUUUGGCAAAUGCUACAUUCCGCUUAUUGUGUUUUCACUAGCGCUUAAAUGUCGGAUAGGCAGGGCCACUGUCGUCCGCUUAAAACGACAGUCCAGUGGUGAAGCUGCCUGUGUAUUCCAUAAGGAUCAUUUUCUGAAAAAGUUUAACGCUCUCAUUGUUGAGAUUGAGAGUGUGAAAAUAACUCUGUCCUCUAAAGGAGUACAGAAUGACAUAAAUGUUUCUGAAACACCUAGGGUUAAUAUAGUUACGAGAAUCGGGGACUCCAUUUUUAUUCUCUAAACUUUCUAACUGACUUUCAUCAGCAAACCGGCGCUUAUCCUACAUUUCUGGACACUGCGUUUGUCCAAAAUAUGCCUUAACAAUUGAUUUCUUUCGUUUAGGGAGUCCGAGGUGAUACUGGUUACGCGGGUCCCUAUGUAAGUAUGUUCUUUUUUGAAAUUUUUACCCCAAAUCUCUUAGGCGCUUAAAAUAUAAUGGAAUAGAUAUCUACAAUUUGGUGUACUAGUAUUUUAAAAAGGCCGCUUUCUCCAAGCAUGCAAAACGUAAAGUGCUAGCUAGAAUAUUUCUUUAGAAAGCGAGAUAGCAAAAACGUUUAUUGGAUUCUGGUUGUACGAAGAGAUCCGACGCGAAAUAGCAAUAUCGAAUUUCGGAGCAUUUUUUUCUCAGAACUUCGAACACGCUAGAAGUCUUCUUGUCGUUUGUGCCCUCCACGCAUAAAUAAAUCUAUCAAAGUUGAACUAACUUGAAAUGUUCCUUCCUAGGAAAUCAAAAAGAUGCGUACUCUGGGAAUUAAAUGACCUGAUAACUAUCGUUAAUCAAGACUGUUUCUGUGAACCAGGUUGGAUUAAGCUUCACGGAAGUUGAAAAUGUUGUUGCGUAAAUCUGAGGUUUGACUGGAAAUCGGGUAGAUAUUCUGCCUUGUGGAAACCCCUCCAGUUUGCAAGCACGUUCUUGAGUUUGCGAAUUUUAGCAGACUGAAGCACGACAUGGAGGACCACAACGCCAAUCCCGUAGGCAGGCUAAAAUCAAGCCUGCUCAAAGCGAGCUCAUUGUAUUUGUCCUUUUCUGUCAAUAUAUUUGGAGUAAACGACAGAAACCCUGAAAACUCCAUUUAGAGGGUACGGAUAUAAAUGAAAAUAGUUAAAUUGCAAACCUUUUGCUUGUAGUUGUGGUAAGGAGAAUUCAUAAAUCUAAUAAUGUAACAUAAAGGCGAAAGGGUUAUUAAUAAUAAUAAUUAGAAAUAAUAAUAAUAGAAAUAAUUGCAAAAAACUUUGUUCACCGCAUUCGGACUGUGAAAAUUUCAAUAUGGGCUAAGUUUGACGCACAAAAUAGGAUCUGUUUAAAUCUUGUUAGUAGUAUAUUUAUAGUCAUUUCAGUAAUCCGUUAAAUCAGGCUUCGGCAGUUCGGGUUGCCUUUCAGCAGGUAUGCAUCCAGUUGUCUCUUGAGCACGUUCACUGUAGGAGAAUUACCAUGUCAAGCAGAUUUUCCGUUUGAUAAAUUUUAUUAGCCGUGAUAUCGUCUGAUAACAGCAUGCAAAGCAGCCCAGUAGGGUGUUUGCUUUCACAGGCUUCUAGAUUCGUAUUUCAGCUCACAGCUACCUUGCACUCAAGAAGACAAAAGAACUGACUGCCCCCGUUAUUGCAUAGUUUUCUCUUUCUGGAUAUCCUAACUACGCUUGUAUUGGAACCCCCUUGUCCACUCUUUAGGGCGUCAAAGGUGAUCGUGGACCCGACGGUCCUCCAGGCGAGCGCGGCCUGCGUGGUCCGGAGGUGAGUGAGAUUCAAUCAGAUUUAUUUCAUCUAGCAAUUGCCUCUUCUCCCAAUCUGUCUGACGACGUUCAGUACUUAAAAAUUUGGUUUUACAUCAGAAGGCUGGAGGAUUUGAGUGUUUUUUUUUUAUUGAAAUCUGCAUUAAAUUUAAUGACAACCGCACUGCUGUUUCGCAUGGAUCAUAUGUCCGAGUAGGGUUUGUGGCAUGCAGUUAAGUAGCUAGUCCUAUCGGUCCGAAUUUUGUGGUAUUAAUCCGGCCAGUUUCCUGAAGACUGCUCAGCUCCAUUCAGCCCCUCUUGAUUACUAUUUCGGGAAUCGCGAGAGUGAUGCUCACUCCCGCAAAGGCAAGCCAAAAACCAUAUGAGGGCCGGUAAAAGCAGUGAAAACUUAACUUUUCUUUUCAAGCUUCAGUUCGUUUUAUAAAAAAGCAAAAAGUAAAUUUGUCAAAGAAAACACACCGUAUAAUAUCAUAGUUAAGUGCAAAAUCUGUGUAUGCGGAUUGACGGGGAGAAGAUUAUGUUUGCUGACCAGCACACUCCUUACGUUCACAAUUCGUGCAUCGAAACAAUUCAAAGGCUCGCACGACAACCUGUUGACACAAUAAAAAUAUGCAGCACUUGCGAUCUACUAAAUCAAACUCUGCCUGCCGAAGUGUCUUCUUAUAGUAUUGGGUCGUUACGUACACUUUGGUACACAUUGCGUACACAUUGGUGUUUUAAUUUGUAUGCAUAUAUAGGGCAACCGGCUUGUGACCCAGUGGUUUGAGGCGUGGACAUCUGACUAACAGGUCGCGCGUUCGAGCCUCGGGUUUUCCACACUUCGGGGUUGGGUAUGACUGGCUGACGACGGCUAAUAAGCCAGAAAUUGCCAUUCUAGUCUUCCUUGUCUUUGUCGGUAAUACCAUUCUGCCUCAUACAUUUAUGUAUAUAGACAGAAGGCAGGCGUUCGAAGAAUUUUAUUAACAGAGAAGUAACAUUUUUCUAUCGAGUAUACGACCAAACCCGGGUUGAGAGCUCAUCGUCAGGGGCAUGAAAAACGAACAAAAACACACAAUGACAAAGACUGAAUAUGUAGGUUCACUGAGAAAAGAGAAAACAGGGACUUCUGAAACAUCGGAAGGAUGUUAAUAUUAGUUUCAUUAGUAGGGUAGAUGAACGCGGAAGUUGACGGAGUAUGCUAAAGCAUUGAAAAAAUCUUGCAUUUCUGUCAUCUUUGUUUUGCUUGUCGGAACAGGUCGCGCAGUUUGAAAGAUACGAGUUAGGGACGCGUAAAAGGAGCGGAAACAAGAGAUCAAGGAUUAUUGGUUAAAGAAGACCGAAUUAGAUAGGAUUGUAGGCUGCAAGCAAACCUAACCUAACACUAACAUUAAACAAUGCCUUUAUUUUGAUUCUAAAUUUAAUCAUUUCCCUCAAUUUGCCCAGAGACGUAAACCAAAUAUAGCAUGUUUGAAAAAAAUCAAGUAAGUAGGCAUGUUACAGUAAUAAAACCACAACACCUGGAUAUUCAACCGUCACCCGAGCAACUUUAAAACAUUCUGUGGCCGGUUCGCUUUCAUGCUUAUCGUCAUCCCGUGCUUCCCGUUGCCAGGUCAUACUGACCACGUUCGUCUCCUCGUGUCCUAGAGAGUUUUGUGCGUGACAUCAAAAUCCACGCGCAUGAUUCAAGUUUAGCUGUUUUAUACUCUCAUGACGUGCCUGACGGUUGACUGGGGGUAUGUCAUGAGAAUCCAUGCAGUAGACAUAUUUCGCCCUCGAAAGAUGCGUCUUAUGUGUAGAUCUUCAAUAUGCUAUACGGAAAAUCCUUUUUUCCUUUUCUUUUUCUAUUAAAAGCUUUCUUUCGAUAUAAUAUUAAUUCACAGGGCUACAAAGGUUUACAAGGUCUACCCGGUCCCCCAGGAAUCGAUGGCCCCGAAAUUACGAUCGAAGGACAAAAGGGUGACAAGGGCUGGAGAGGCGUUCGGGGUCCCGAUGGUACACCUUGUUCAAUACAGGAACUGACAUCGGGGCCUAGGGGUCGGCCUGGCUACGACGUAAGUCUAGUUUAGCAUAUCGAAAACAUCUACUUAAUUCGGAUAAGUAGGCCUAUUUGUUGCACCUUUCCCCGACACGCCGAUAGCAAGUGCCUGAUACCAACUGAAAACCUUAACUUUCUUUUGACUUCCAGGGACCCGCGGGUCCGAAAGGGGACAAAGGCGAACAGGGACGUGCUGGAGAGGCGGUGAGUUUUACUUUUUAUUCCCUACGUUAUACCUGCACGUGUUUGUGUGUUUACUAAUCUAUCAGACAAUAUGAAAUUAUAGGGCCUCGAUGGUCCGCCGGGAUACCCAGGAGAAAAGGGUCUUCCGGGACGUGAAGGUGACCGGGUAAUGCAAUUUUACAUUUAUUUGGUAGCCACUUUAGUUCCUAUAAGCUUUUUAUGGCUAUUAAUUGUAAGGAUUUCCCGCUUUAGGGCGAAGCUGGAGAUAUUGGCGAUCCUGGUCGUGUUGGUGAACCUGUGAGUAACAUUAACUGUACAUACAAUGUUGCAUUGUCAUUUGAACUACGUUUGAAAGUCGACACUCUUUGAUUGAUAGUUGAUAAAAGCAUAUACUAGGGUUUGGAUAUUUCGCUGCCAUAAGUUGUGCUAUCCGAGUCCUCAGAACGUUGAAGCAACCGCAUGAGACGAAGGCAUUGGUGACAUUUCCUAAGGUUUUCAGUCAAGUCUAGCCAUUGUCUUUAUGACCUUUCAGUACACUGCACGUACUUUCGUAAAUCCUUAUAUACAGUUGCUCAUGUAUCGCAUGAAACUGUAGAGGAAAAUCCAAAAUUUUGGCCCUUUUGAAAAGAAUAUACAGAGAAGGUUGUAAUAUUUAUUGUCAUGUAUAAGUAGUCUAAAACAUUUCGCUCAGAACAGGAUGCCGGUUUCUGAAUGUUUUUUUCUUCGGAAUACCCUCAGACAUCAACAUUAUACUGUAUAACAAUUCUUACAGAUCUCUGGUGUUCUUAAAACCACAUGCCUAUUUUAUAGAGAGUAUCCACCAAAUAACCUUCCUUACUCUACCAAGAGUAAGUUAGGAACUGAACAACAGCCCAUAUUUCGCAGUCCAAAUUUAGGAAGCUUGAGGUUGAAGUCAAAACGACCGUCGAACCUUGUCUUUCAUGCUCCUCUUGAACAAAUAUUGUAAUCCUCCUCGUCGUCACGACAACACUCCUCGCUCAAAUCUGAAAACUUCUUUGAAUUCACGACCAUGAGUCAACCGUAGGGUCGUCCGUACAGAGUCAAGCGGGAGCGUACACGCCUAGACCAUCGGAAUUUUUCCUUGAGCCAGCGUGUUGUUCGACUGUGGAACUUACUCCCCAUUGAAAUAGUGACAUCUGAUACAAUGGCUGUAUUCAAAAGGCAGCUGGAUCGUUUGACAUUUUAUAAACGACGGCCCUCACUGCGGGACUACCUGCGGCCAGCCAUAAACUUCAUUUCUUAAUUUAAUCCCUAUGUAACAUAUCCCUGACGUUUAAUGAAAUUUUCCCUCUCCAACUACGCAAAUGACUGCAUUUUAUGCUGAUUGUAUAUAAUUGCACUUAAAAUUUCAUAUGUUCAUCGAAAAGACCGCCUGCCGCACCCUUCGCAAUUCCGCACUGUGAAACGUUUUUCGUAAACAAAUAUGGUACUGACAAACUUUUAGUAAGGUGCGCAAUUAACAUUUAUAUUGUAUGUAUCGUUGUCAAUAUGGUCAUCAAGGGCAAUGCCGAUUACCAUAAAAUACACUAUUAUUAUUAUUACUUCAAUCAAAAGCCUUAAAAUCAGCCAAUGAUAGUUGUAGCUUUUUCGGUUGACGUAUAAAUCGUACUCAUGAGUGCAUUUUCUUUUCUUCUCCGCAGGGUGACCGUGGUUUUGACGGAGACACCGGUCGACCCGGACCUGCAGGUAUACCGGGAGAAAUAGGCCGUUCAGGAGUGGAUGGUCUCCCGGGCUACCCCGGUCCCAAGGGCCGUCCAGGGGUAAGUCUACUUUCUGAGGCCCAAACUGCGAUUUUGCACUAAUUCCAACGACCAAGCAGGGAUUUUUUUGGCCUGUGCUUGCCUGAUUUCCUCUUCAGAACAGUAUAAACUAUUAAAGUGCUUUCAGCGAACGUCGAUGGACGACUCCGAACUCAAGGGACUGAAGCCCAGAGUAGAUAGAAACGGUCGGAGUGAGGGACUAAUCCUGGACCACCAUAGAUAGCCUAUGUUAAUGCAUUUGUGGUUCAGAUGGUAAAUUGUUGGUAUUCUUGGCUGCCAGGCGAAGUUAGGUCCCCAGGCAUCGUCUGUUUGGAUUCCCACGGUCGUAGUUAAGGGGAAAAUAGUGUAGGAUUUGACUGUACAUCCACUACUAUUGAGUUAACCCUGAUGUAUGCUUUUUGUUUUCUUAUUGUAGAGUGCUCGUGACUGCACCGGGCCCAAGGGUAUCAAGGGUGAAAAAGGAUUUCCAGGCCUAAAGGGUCAGCGGGGCUACCAGGGCCGCGAGGGUCAGCAAGGACUGCCGGGCAACAAGGGAGACCGUGGUCCAGCCGGUCGCCCGGGUCCACCAGGACGGCGCUGUGAGCUCGGUGAUAUGGGUAUGCGCGGCGACAAGGGCAGUACCGGUAAGCUGACUCCGCUUCUCAAGUCAAGUCCUCGAUGUUGCUAG
Messenger RNA from Spirometra erinaceieuropaei, 12588 nucleotides. NCBI's taxonomy places the organism in Eukaryota, Metazoa, Platyhelminthes, Cestoda, Diphyllobothriidea, Diphyllobothriidae. The record is from the annotation of a GenBank genome assembly.